Messenger RNA from Mycosarcoma maydis (corn smut), 1668 nucleotides. RefSeq lists its product as uncharacterized. The record is from RefSeq and is a predicted model, not a curated record. Gene Ontology annotation, molecular function: protein binding. The transcript has a single exon. NCBI's taxonomy places the organism in Eukaryota, Fungi, Basidiomycota, Ustilaginomycetes, Ustilaginales. The coding region runs from base 1 to 1668 and encodes 555 amino acids.
AUGCUAGCUGGGAGCGUGCACCUCGUAGUCAUCCACCACGGACUCUGGGGCUCGCCUGCCAAUACCGAGUAUCUUGCCACCACACUCGCCAAGUACCAUGGAGGACUCAUCUCGCCACACUGCACAUUGACGCCUCCAGAAUGCGCGUCGACAAUCUCAGCUCUGGCUUCAACGCAUCCGAAUUCCACCAACCAUAUCCGCAUGGUCGUUCUGAACAGCGAGGUGAACUCGGGCGAUCACACGUACGACGGCAUCGACUGGUGCGCAGAGCGGCUAAUCAAGGACGUCUAUCGAGAAGUGGAGAGGAUCGAGCAAGACGAAAAUGCGAAGGUGGCCAAGUUGAGUUUGAUAGGGUACAGUUUGGGUGGCUUGGUGAUAAGGUAUGCUGCUGGAGUGAUGUAUUCGGAUGGAUUGUUUGCGGAGAGCAAGUGCAAUACCGGGAAAAAGUUGAUGUUUACAUCGAGACCGGUGGCGGCUAGCAUGAGUACGAUUGCGACGCCGCACUUGGGCGUGACGCUGACCGGGUCUAUGUUUAGCAAAGUCGCGGCUGCAGUGGGCAGAUCGAAUCUGGGUCGGACCGGAAAGCAGCUAUAUCUGGCCGAUCGAGGAUGGAAGGCUGAUUCGCAUCUAUCUACGCAAGAGACGCCCAAACAUGCGCACGCGCAGUCUGAUGAGGACGAGGGACUCUGUCUGAUAGAAGCGCUCUCGGAUCCACGCUUCAACUUUAUCACGGCGAUGCGCCUGUUUUCACGCAUUGACGUCUACGCCAAUGCCGUAGCCGACCUGACGGUGAGCUACCGUACGGCUGCCUUCGAAGCGCACGAUCCGUUCGUGCUUGCGGACCAAAUUCACCUAGUCCGCGACCCUGACCACCCACCGCUCGUAGUGUCGUUCUCGAUCACCAAGCCUUGCAACAAAACCACACCGUUCUGGAGCACACUGGCGGCCAAACUCUCACCGAACAACCUGCCAUGGAUGCUCAACCCUCAACGCUUCCCGAUUCGUUUCCCGCUCAACUACGUAGCACUGCUAUGCUUGCCCGUGGUGCUGCCGGUGAUGGUGGGGUUGGUGCUGCACAAGCUGCGCUCAGACAGCAGGGUGUCGAAUAGGAGGGUGGAAGAGUUUGAGAGGUUGUGGGCGGUCGAGAACGCGGGUUUGUCUGGAAAGGAUCCGGUGAUUCAAGACGAUUCGCUAAAUCGGAAGAACGGCAAGAAAGAAAAGAGCGUUAGCACUUUGGUCAAGCUCGACGCGGCAACACGGGGAGAGCUGGAGCGUAAGCGAGUCGCCAAUUUGCUCGCCACCGUCGAGGCCGAGGUGGAAGAGACGUUUCGAGAGGUGGGAGAGGACUAUGUGCGCACAUCGGCUCCUAUGGCGUCUCCCGCGCCCUCCGACAGUCGAUACAUAACCAAGACCAAUGACGCCACCACGUUUGCACCGCGCUCCUCGUACGCGUCUUUGCCCGAACAACAACCCCUCCUACCCACCCAGCACCGCAUCCUCUCGAACCUCAACAACGCAUCCCUCCUCCCACAAGUCAAGAAACACCUUGCGCAUUUCCCAGACGUCUUGAACAGUCAUGCCGUCAUCAUCGUCCGAACGCCCACCAUGGAUGCGCACAAGAAAGGCAUGCAGCUCAUCAAAGCAUUUGUACAGCGCUUCGAGCUUUGA